This is a messenger RNA of Entrophospora sp. SA101, 483 nucleotides long. NCBI's taxonomy places the organism in Eukaryota, Fungi, Glomeromycota, Glomeromycetes, Entrophosporales, Entrophosporaceae. The record is from the annotation of a GenBank genome assembly.
AUGAGUGAAAAACAUUUAAUAACACAAGAUCCUAAAAAAUUGGAAAAAUUACAUGAAUUCGCCAAAAGAGGCGGAAUCGGUAAAGGCAUUGCUAAUCAAGAUACGUUGGCAGAUACCGAGGAUGAUUUAAUGUUUUUCACUGGAGAAACGGUUACAAUUUUAAAACAUAUCAAAGAUGAAUAUUUUCUUGGAUAUUGUGAAGGUGUUAUUGGGAAAUUUAAAGGCAGUGCAAUCAAAUUUAAUGAAUCUGAUCAAAACAAAAAUGUUGUUGUCAUUCCAACCUUUAAGAUAGAUUUGGUACCCGACACUAUAACCAAAUCAUCAAUCUCUGAACAAUUUAACAUUAAAGAAAAUCCAAAAGUCAUUAUUACCUCUAAAGAUCUCAAAAAUAAUGAAAUAAAAGAAAUUGUUUUAGAAUCAUUCAAAAUUGAAACAUCAAUAGUAAUAGAUGAAUCAGCAAUUGAAUCUUCAUUGAGGUUGUAA